This is a messenger RNA of Diaporthe batatas, 1702 nucleotides long. Its product is annotated as 1-acylglycerol-3-phosphate O-acyltransferase SLC1. Bases 414 to 1304 code for a protein of 296 amino acids. Gene Ontology annotation, cellular component: endoplasmic reticulum; membrane. Gene Ontology annotation, biological process: phosphatidic acid biosynthetic process. The transcript is spliced from 3 exons. The record is from RefSeq and is a predicted model, not a curated record. Gene Ontology annotation, molecular function: 1-acylglycerol-3-phosphate O-acyltransferase activity. NCBI's taxonomy places the organism in Eukaryota, Fungi, Ascomycota, Sordariomycetes, Diaporthales, Diaporthaceae.
GUCAUCUCGGACCAGCAUGCUUGCUGCAGGACAAAUUUUGGUGGGGUCACGCUGCCCACCCACCGCCUUUCUCGCCCACCCGCGGGCACUCUAGGCCUGGGCUCACUUAUUAUUGUUGCUGGUGAGAAGGCAUUUCCAGCUUCUUCCUCCCAAAGACUGUGCACGCCCCUCGCCUGGACACCCGACACUGCAGGCCACCACCUCCCUCUUGCUACGAGGAUACACUUCUCGAGCAUCUCGUCUUGGGGUUGCGCCAACUUCAAAUUCCUUUCCUCUGCUGAUGGUCGCAACUCGGGAAGCCGUCGCAUACCUUUGAUCAAGAACAAACCAAACAGCCACAGGCAGCCAGAGAUCAGGUCGACCAAAUCUCAGCCUCUAUCCCCAUCUCUCCACCGACCAACCGACUCUCGACCAUGUCCUUCUCGACCUACCUGGGGUAUUUCCUGGGAGGCUAUACCGCCCUGACGACCUUCUUCUACGUUCUCUCCCCGAUGUCGUCCAAGUCAGGCUUUGUGGCGCGGUGCCUCGCCUCCUACAUCUCCCUGGUCGUAGCCGCACUCUACGGCGCCGUCGUCUCCAUCGCCCUCAGCUGCGUCGGCCAGCGUCAGAUCGCGCAAUGGACCACCGGCCGCGUGUUCAAAUACGCCAUGGCCGCUACAACCGGCGUCACCUUCGAGGUCAUCGACCCCAAGGGCCACCUGGACAAGGUCAGGCCCGCCGUCUUCGUCGGCAACCACCAGACAGAGCUCGACGUCCUCAUGCUCGGCUGCAUGUUUCCAAAGUACUGCAGCGUGACCGCCAAGUCCAGCCUGAAGAGGCUUCCCUUCCUGGGCUGGUUCAUGACCCUUAGCGGCUCGGUCUUCAUCGACCGCAAGAACAGCAAGGAUGCGCGCGCGGCCAUGAGCGGCGCCGCAGAGCAGAUAAAGACUCUGAGACAGAGCGUGUACAUGUUCCCCGAGGGCACCAGGAGCUACGCCAAGGAGCCCAUGCUGCUGCCCUUCAAGAAGGGCGCUUUCCAUCUUGCCGUCCAGGCCCAGGUCCCCAUCGUGCCGGUUGUUGCGGCCAACUACAGCGACACGCUGUAUAUCAAGGGAAUGGUCUUCAAGUCCGGCAAGAUCCCCUGCAAGGUGCUCGAACCAAUCCCCACGGCAGGGCUGACCCCGGCAGACGUGGACGACUUGUGCAGCAAGACCCGGGAGCUCAUGCUCAAGGAGAUUAUCAACCUCACAUAUCAAAGCCGUGGCCAGGAAGCCCCCAUCGAAGCGUCAACUGUCAAGGCCAGCGGGGUUGACUUGAAGCAAUGAGGGGCAGAUCGGCCCCUGCCACGAGAAUCAACACAGCCCACGUAGCGCCCAGGCGCAGCUAGUGGAUGGCAUGAAGCGCCGGAAUCGCGCCGCGAGCAUGGGACAGGAGGGGGCCAGGGAGGGGGAUUCAAGGGCGGGCAGGCGGCGGCAACAUUCUGGUUGCACAACCGUCGCUCCCCUGACAUCGCCAGACGCGCACUGCCGCGAGAGACACGGGCAGUCGACAACGAGAGACAAGCUGGAAGCAUUUGAUACCCGCGAUAGACGCAUCCUUAGAACGGCGCGUUGAUACAAGAGUGGCCGAAGGCCCUAUACUACUUACUGGUUGCUCAUGACUAGAUUCAGAACAGACCUGUUUGUAUACCAGAUAUCCUUGAAAGAAAGUUCGCCACCUCUCA